AUGGACCCGGCCAAGUACAAGAAUGCGACUGUCCGUCGCAGCCAUACCUACCACUACUAUCACUCUCCGGCGCUGGCAGGAAAGCCUACCCUUUUCUUCAUUCACGGCUUCCCGUCGACCUCCUUCGACUGGUCCCGUCAAGUCGCCCACUUCGAACCCCUUGGGUACGGCAUCCUCGUCCCUGACUGCCUCGGAUACGGCGGUACGUCCAAGCCCACGGACUGGGCCGAGUUCCGGCACAAACUCCUCGCGGACGACCUCGUCGACCUCAUCGACGCCGAGUGCCUCUCCGACGUCGUCGGGAUCGGCCACGACUGGGGCUCCGCCGUUCUGAGCGCGCUCGCGCACCACCACCAGGCGCGCUUCCGCGCGUUCGUUUGGCUCGUGGUUGGGUACACACCGCCGAGCACGCAGCCGUUUGACCUCGACGCGGUGUGCGCGAUGCUCAAGCAGACCGCCGGGAGCGAGUUCAUGGGCUACUGGAAGCUCAUGGUCGCGCCGCACGGACCGAAGCUCAUGGAGGAGAAGAUGGAUAGCUUCGUGCAGUUGGUGUACCCGACCGACCCGGGGCUGUGGGUUGAGAACCUCUGCCCGACCGGGGCGCUCGAGCGGUGGCUCACGGACGAUCGCCAACCGGGGCGGGCGACUUGGAUGAGCGAGGAGGAGUACAAGCGCAUCAGGAACGCGCUUCUGGCAGGCGGCAUGGCAUCUCCAGUCAGCUACUACGCCGUGUUCGUGAACAAUGGAAAUCUGGCUGACCAUGAAGCGAUACCCGAAGACGCAUGGUACAUCAGGAAGCCUGUGCUCUGCUUCUGGGCGCCGCGUGGUGGGUCUCCGGGCAAGGGGACGAUGGCGAAGUAUGCGCCCCACGCGAAGAUUAUAGACCUCGACGUCGGACACUGGCCACAGAUGGAGGCGACGGAGGAGGUCAACCGAGAGUUCGAGAGAUGGUUGCUCGAGUUGCCGGCGAUUACCACAGAGACGGCAUGA
Molecule: messenger RNA, 990 nt
Organism: Epithele typhae
Lineage: Eukaryota; Fungi; Basidiomycota; Agaricomycetes; Polyporales; Epitheliaceae
Product: alpha/beta-hydrolase
Exons: 5
Coding region: 1-990 (329 amino acids)
Molecular function (GO): catalytic activity
Source: RefSeq, a predicted model, not a curated record